AUGAAAUUUAAAGCAAGUCGUGGGUGGCUAGAAAAGUUUAAAUUACGAAAUGGUAUCAAGUUAAGAAAAUUUCACGGAGACAGUGGAUCAGUAAAUCAUGAUGAAAAAUCUAUUACUGAUUUUAAUGAAACAAUGAGUUUAAAAAUUGAACAAUAUGGAUUGGACAAUGUUUAUAAUGCAGAUGAAACUGGUGUUUUUUACAAGGCGAUUCCUUCCAAAAGUGUGUGCACUAAAUCACGGCCUGGAAUAAAGUUGUCGAAGGAUCGAUUUUCGUUACUAUUAUGUGCAAAUUGUUCUGGUUCCGAUAAAAGAAGGCCUGUAAUGAUAGGAAGAUUCAAAAGUCCAAGGUGUUUUAAAAAUUUCAACAUUGGAAAAUAUGUUACCUACACCCAUUCCAAUAAGGCAUGGAUGAACCGUGAAAUUUUUAACAAGUGGCUCAGUGAUUUUGAUUGUGAACUUGCGAAGAAAAAAAGAAAAAUUCUACUUGUAAUAGAUCAAUGUCCAUCUCAUCAAAUUAUUGUCACGUUAAACUCAAUUGAAAUUCUUUUUUUGCCUUCUAGAACAUCUUCGCUCUUACAACCAAUGGAUCAAGGAAUUAUAAAAUGCUUUAAAGCCGAAUUUACCAAUUUGAAAAUAAAUGAUAUAAUCGAAAAGGUUGAGGCAGGGGAAAAUUGUCAGAAUGCAAUUAAUGGAAUCACCCUUAAAACUGCUGCGAUAUUAACAUUCUUCGCUUGGAAUAAAGUUACUCCUACGACCAUCAAAAAUUGUUUCCGUCAUGCACAAUGGAUAAAAUGUGAAACAAUCACAAUCAACAGUGAAUCUAAGAACUAA
This is a messenger RNA of Octopus sinensis (East Asian common octopus), 831 nucleotides long. RefSeq names its product tigger transposable element-derived protein 6-like. Gene Ontology annotation, cellular component: nucleus. Gene Ontology annotation, molecular function: DNA binding. Lineage: Eukaryota; Metazoa; Mollusca; Cephalopoda; Octopoda; Octopodidae. Bases 1 to 831 code for a protein of 276 amino acids. The record is from RefSeq and is a predicted model, not a curated record. The transcript is spliced from 2 exons.